UGCUCUAUCUCACCGCCGCCGCCCCCACCGCCAAAUCCCUAGUCUCACGCUCCCUGCACCGCCGCCAUCCCCAAUGCCUCCUCACCGUCGAUCACUUCCCACCGCCGCCUCGCCGUAGACGACCCCCCUGCUGCUCUCGCCAGGGCCGCCUCCCCGUCGACCACUCCCCUACCCCGCUCUCCCCAGCGCCGACUCGCCUGCCGAAACGAGCGGCCGUUCCCCCAAGCGAACGUCUUCCCUGCCGCUCGCCCAGCGACCCCUGCUGCUCCACAUUGCCACAAGAUCGCAGGAAUCAUGCCGUUCGCUGGCGUAUCCGUCGUUGCCGACGGCCGACUGGUGCACCCAUCGUCCCCGGAGUCGGCAAUGUUUUACCCUGGCUCCAGCGCAGCCAGCAGAGGCAGCUGGUAUCACCUGCUUGUGGUUGAAGGUUACUCCCGCAUCAAAGACCUUCCCAAUGGAAAGAGAAUCAAGACCGGCUCUUUCAAAGCUGGAGGCUAUCAAUGGGCUCUGAAGUUUUACCCCAAUGGUGACCUCCUGGAGGAUGCUGGUUACAUUUCUGUUUUUCUUUCCCUUGAUCAGGAUGUUGCACAACCUGUGAAGGCGCACCAUCACUUUAGUUUCAUUGGUGAGGUUGGCAAACAAGAACCUGCACGCGUCCGUGGAAUCAAAGCAUCUUCUUUCCAUAAAAAAGGCUAUGGUUUUGGUCUCCACCGUUUCAUGAAAAGAGAGGCCCUUGAGAAGUCAGAGCAUCUCAAGGACGAUUGUUUCACCAUCCGGUGUGACUUCAUCAUUGCCGAAGCUGCUGCUGCUCCCUUGAUCGAGGUGCCCCCACCUAAUUUAAGUGAGCAUCUGAACCAUCUCUUUGUUACGAAGGUGGGCGUCGACGUGACCUUCGAGGUCGGCCACGAGACAUUCGCAGCGCACCGUUGUGUGCUCGCGUCCCGUUCCGCCGUCUUCAUGGCAGAGCUCUUCGGACCCAUGAAGGAGGGGAUUGCUAUAGACGAUGCCAUACAGAUACAAGACAUGGAACCGAAUGUCUUCAAGGCCUUGCUUAAUUUCGUCUACACCGACUUGAUGCCAGAGAUGGAGGUGGAGGGACAGGCAGGGGAAGCCGUCUCUAAGGUUACAUGGCUGCGACACUUGCUUGCCGCCGCGGAUAGGUUUGAUCUCCAGCGGCUCAAGUCAAUGUGUGAAGAGAGGCUGUCGGAGCACAUAAAUUUGGGCUCGGUGACCGCCAUCCUUGGUCUGGCAGCGCAGCACCAUUGCCGUGGACUUAAGGAGGCCUGCCUGGAGUUCCUCAAAGUCCAAUCUGCUGCAAUCUUGGAAGGUGUCAUGGCGACCAGUGACUGGCAGCGCAUAUCUGCAACUGACCCGUCUGUUCUGAACGAGCUCAUCGCCAAGCUUGCCUCCAAAGCGUAGUUCGUUGGUUCUAAUGGUGUGUUCUUACUUAGACUAAAAUAGGUCGGUAGCUGAAUUUAUGCAAGGAAAUCACUUGGGCACUUGGUCAUUGUAUUUUGGAAAGUGCAAACUAUCAUUGUGGUUCC
Molecule: messenger RNA, 1544 nt
Organism: Triticum aestivum (bread wheat)
Lineage: Eukaryota; Viridiplantae; Streptophyta; Magnoliopsida; Poales; Poaceae
Product: BTB/POZ and MATH domain-containing protein 3-like
Exons: 1
Coding region: 295-1419 (374 amino acids)
Biological process (GO): protein ubiquitination
Molecular function (GO): protein binding
Source: RefSeq, a predicted model, not a curated record